AUGUCCGUCCGUGCUCUCCUCACCACCGGUCUUCUGGCUGCCGGUGCCGUCGCCAGCCCUCAAUGGGGUGGCAACAACGGCUGGGGCAAUGACAAGACUGUAACUGUCACGAAAACCGUUACCAGCAGCCACGUCAGCACCGCCACCAAAACCGUCACCGCCACCGGCUCUUGCAAGCCGUCAAGCGUGACGAGCUUCAGCACUUCCAGCUCCACCUCCCACUCGAGCUCGUCUUCGCACUCUACCUCCGCCACGUCCUCCGCCACAAGCUCUGCAACAUCUUCGGCCUCCAAGUCUGGAUCCAGCUCCGGCUCCAGCUCUGCCAGCUCUGCUAGCUCUUCAAGCAGCAGCGUAGUCGCUACAACCACCACAUCGUCCGCGACGAACACCAACCCAACCACUACUCUUGUGGCGACUGCGACCGCUACUGGCCUCGACACUGCUGCAAAGGCCGCUGGUAAGCUUUGGUUCGGUACCGCCGCCGAUAUCCCAGGCACUGGCGAGGCUCAGGACCCAUACUGGUCUGCUGAAUUCAACAGCAGUGACUUCGGCGAGGCUACGCCCGCUAAUAUCAUGAAGUACAUGUUCACCGAGCCAGAGCCGGGUGUUUUCGACUACACUGGCGCUGAGCAGUUCCUUGACUUCGUCGAGGGUACUGACAAGCUCGUUCGCUGCCACAACUUGAUCUGGCAAUCUGAGCUCCCAACCUGGAUCACCAGCCCCAAUGUUACCUGGACCAACGCUACUCUCUCUGCUGCCCUCCGCCGUCACGUCACUACCCUGAUUGAGCACUUCGGUGACCGCUGCUACUCAUGGGAUGUGGUCAACGAGGCUUUCUCCGACAGCCCAGCUGGUGCAUACCAGAGCAACAUCUGGUACAACACUAUUGGUGCUGCUUACGUCGUUGAAGCUUUCCAGGCCGCCACCGAUGCCGUCAAGGCCAGCAACUUGAAUGUCAAGCUCUACUACAACGACUACAACAUUGAAUACCUAGGCAACAAAUCGUACGCUGCCCAGAACCUCGUCAAGGACCUCAAGAACCGUGGCAUCCAGAUCGACGGUGUGGGUCUUGAGUCUCACUUCAUCGUCGGCGAGACCCCAGACAAGGCUUCCCAGCAGGCCAACAUGCAGGCUUUCAUCGAUCUUGGUGUCGAUGUCGCCAUCACCGAGCUUGAUGUCAGACUCAAUGUCCCCGCUACCGCCGCCACUGAGGCCCAGCAAGUCCUGGACUACUACAACUCCGUCGCUGCCUGUGUUGCUGUCGGAAAGGGCUGCAUUGGUGUGACUGUCUGGGACUUUGAUGAUACUUACUCUUGGAUCCCAGGUACCUUCCCCGGCCAGGGUUACGGUGACCUGUUCCUCCAGCCAGGUGGCGCCAACACAACUCUUGUCAGGAAGGCGGCUUACGACGGUGUCCUCCAGGCUCUUACUGGUGCCCCUGAGUCGUCUGCUUAG
This is a messenger RNA of Recurvomyces mirabilis, 1455 nucleotides long. RefSeq lists its product as uncharacterized. Gene Ontology annotation, molecular function: hydrolase activity, hydrolyzing O-glycosyl compounds. The transcript has a single exon. Bases 1 to 1455 code for a protein of 484 amino acids. Lineage: Eukaryota; Fungi; Ascomycota; Dothideomycetes; Mycosphaerellales; Teratosphaeriaceae. Gene Ontology annotation, biological process: carbohydrate metabolic process. The record is from RefSeq and is a predicted model, not a curated record.